GGACCUUCAUGGUAGACCGUUGAAGAAGGAAAAGUCUAAUGUUUGGAUUAAUUAUUUACUAGUAAAAGGCAGAUUUUUAAGUCGGGACAUAACAAAAUAUCAAAUAACUCAAACAAUGUAUAGGCUUCCAUUUGGAUUAAUGAAUUGUGGAGAGAUGGAAUUACACUUGGAAGAAGACAGUGUACCUUUUGUUGUCCGAGGUCCUGAUAAUGUGAAAGACGUGACUGUACCAUUUAUUGCCAGAGGUCCUGAUAAAAAUGACACUAUACCAUUUAUUGUCAGAGGUCCUGAUAAAAGUAACACGAUACCAGUGGUUGCCCGAGGACCUGAUAUAAGUGACACUGGUGGUUUUAUGGGCAUACCAGAAAAUAGUCCACGAUCCGAUGAACACUUGAAAGAAAGUAUUUCCCUGUGUUCUUCAGGAGUGUCAUCAAUGAACAGUUCGUUGACCAGCUCUGGUGAUUUAUCUCCUGAAGACACAUUAUCAAGAAUCUUAGUACAUCGAGAUUAUGAGGAGCAUUCUGACGAUGGUGACAGCCGACUGUAUGGGUCUGGAACAGAACCUAAGUUGUCGUCCUCAGUAGAAGUUCAUUAUCCCCCCUCUACAUUAAUAGCCAAGAAUCCUACCACUGUGAAGCCAUUAAACGUACUUGUGAAGAAGGCCGAUGAAGCGAAUCCAGAAUUAAGAAAGAGUUUCAGCCUUUAUCAGUCCAUUUACACCGACGCUGUUGAAGCCCAAUUCUCAGACAAUUCAGACAUUUUAAGUGGCUUUUCUCAGCUUUCAAUUAAAGACGAUUCCUAUCCGCAUGUGUACGGCGGAAGGCUAGUUACAGGCGCAACAGAGCAAGAUAUCACAGGAUACAGAUCUUGCGAAGCUGCCAUUGACAAGUCUGAUUUGAUGAAGCCUGAUGAAGAUCAUGAACGUUGUCAGGGAAUGCUUGACAAGCUCAAAUCAUUCAUUGAUCAG
Messenger RNA from Lottia gigantea (owl limpet), 967 nucleotides. RefSeq lists its product as hypothetical. The record is from RefSeq and is a predicted model, not a curated record. Lineage: Eukaryota; Metazoa; Mollusca; Gastropoda; Lottiidae. The transcript has 2 exons. The annotation marks the transcript as partial.